GGGUCAUGGCUGCCCUUGGGACCCUGAGCUGACAGUUGGAGGGUCCUGCGUUUCGGGAGUUGUGACCCCACUCCCGCGGUCAAGCGUGAGUGCUGGGGUCCUAAGGACCAAGGCUGCUGCGGUGGGGCAGGGCCAGGGACGGAGGUCGACAGAGUGGAUGAAGGAAGGAUAGAGGACCCUGGGAAGGGCGGGGCUGGACAUGAGGAGGAGGCCGCGCCUUUGCCGGGACGCGUGGCUUACGCUGCUGCUCAGCGCCGCCCUCGGACUCCUGCUCUACGCGCAGCGCGAUGGGGCAUCCCCCACGACCAGAGCACCAUCGGCGGGAGGACGACCCCCGCGGCCCACUCCCGGUCUCCGAGCACGCGAGCUUCCCAACACCGCCCGCGCGGCCCCGCUGGCCUACGAGGGGGAGACCCCGGUGCCGCCCACACCUCCGGACCCCUUUGACUUCGGCAGGUAUCUGCGCGCCAAGGACCAACGGCGCUUCCCGCUGCUCAUCAACCAGCCGCGCAAAUGCCGCCGCGACGGCGCGUCUGGAGGCUCGCCCGACUUGCUCAUCGCGGUCAAGUCUGUGGCCGCCGACUUUGAGCGGCGGGAAGCCGUUCGCCAGACGUGGGGCGCCGAGGGUCGCGUGCAGGGGGCACUCGUGCGCCGAGUGUUUUUGUUGGGCGUGCCCAAGGGGGCCGGCUCCGGCGGGGCAGGCACGCGGACGCACUGGCGCGCCCUGCUGGAGGCUGAGAGCCGAGCUUAUGCAGACAUUCUGCUCUGGGCUUUUGAAGACACUUUUUUCAAUCUAACGCUCAAGGAGAUUCACUUUCUAUCUUGGGCCUCAGCAUUCUGUCCAGAUGUACACUUUGUUUUUAAGGGCGAUGCAGAUGUGUUCGUGCAUGUGAAGAACCUGCUGCAGUUUCUAGAGCCACGGGAUCCGGCACAGGACCUUCUUGCUGGUGAUGUGAUUGUGCAGGCAAGGCCAAUUCGAGCUAGAGGCAGCAAGUACUUCAUCCCCCAGGCUGUGUAUGGACUGCCCGUUUACCCUGCCUACGCAGGCGGUGGUGGCUUUGUUCUUUCGGGAGCCACACUCCGCCGCCUAGCUGAUGCCUGCUCACAAGUUGAGCUCUUUCCCAUAGACGAUGUCUUUCUGGGCAUGUGUUUGCAGCGUCUGCGGCUCACACCUGAGCCUCAUCCCGCGUUUCGCACCUUUGGCAUCUCCCAGCCUUCAGCUGCACCACAUCUUCGAACCUUCGACCCCUGUUUCUACCGAGAACUGGUGGUAGUACAUGGGCUGUCUGCAGCCGACAUCUGGCUUAUGUGGCGCUUGCUGCAUGGGCCUCGGGGGCCAGUCUGUGCACAUCCACAGCCUGUAUCAACAGGUCCCUUCCAAUGGAAUUCCUAGCUAUCUCUUACGGUUUCAAACGUUUCUUAGCGGCAGGAGAGAAUAUGAAAGCCCAAAGGGGUUUUCCAUGUGGGUUUAUGGUGUACAUGGCUUUUCUCCGGAUUACUCAAUAUGUAGUGCUGACCUAUCGAGAUACCCAGGGCUAAGGUGGUGGUCCAUGACUUGACCAGCACAGAAGCUAGCACACUUAAAUACUAGUAGUCAGCAGCACUACUGUGUGUGCCAGUGGGGGCUUAGCUUUCCAGGAUGCUUAGGGUGAGAUAAACACAAGCUUAUCUACCCAUGGCCAGGCCUUAGAGCCCUCUGGGACCUGGCAGGCAUUUUCCUGUAGUUAUUAGCUUCCUUCCCUCUCCACAUUGAAUUCCCAGUGGCCGUAUCUUAUCUGUCCCCUUUGAGGUCUGGUGUUACAGCUAGCUAACCCUUCAGGUCCAGGUUUGCCUGUAGCAUGCGGGAUGGGGCCAUGAUGUGUCAUGGUCUUGCUCAUUCUAUACACACACACACACACACACACACAACUAUGCCAAUGUGCUUCUGAAGAGUGAUUCAUCCCCUUCCCAGAAGAUUCCUCCACUAUAAAAUUUCCCAUAUUCUUCAACUACAGCUUCAAGGAAACCAACAGUUCACAUUUUAGUACAAACACCCCAGUGGCAGCACAGGGCUGUCACUGAGGGCAUAGGUGCUUUAUUGGAACGGGGAUGAGGAAGUCUCCUCUGUUCAAGAGGAUGGGAACAGUCCUGGCUACCCUGACAGUGGGAUGUGCAGGGUCUCUGGCCAGACGAAGGUCCAAAUGGGAAGACACCUGUCAAUCAGUCAUGGGAGUGCCACACAGGCCUGGCUGUAGGCCCAGGAACCAUACAGACAGCUGGGGCAGGUCCCCUGCACAUUCAUCAUGAACUAUACAAGAUGAGGCUGUACAUGAGUUAAUUACAAAAGUCAUUAUUUACAAAAAUCUGUACACACAUUUGAAAAACUCACAAAAUUGUCAUCUAUGUAUCACAAGUUGCUAGACCAAAAUAUUAAAAAUGGGAUAAAAUUA
Molecule: messenger RNA, 2429 nt
Organism: Grammomys surdaster
Lineage: Eukaryota; Metazoa; Chordata; Mammalia; Rodentia; Muridae
Gene: B3gnt9
Product: UDP-GlcNAc:betaGal beta-1,3-N-acetylglucosaminyltransferase 9
Exons: 2
Coding region: 200-1393 (397 amino acids)
Cellular component (GO): membrane
Molecular function (GO): hexosyltransferase activity
Source: RefSeq, a predicted model, not a curated record